CGUGAGGAAAACUACGCUUUAACUUGAGCAUUCUUCCUCGGCGCAUGCGUGUACCGGCGUGUUGCUGUGUGGGGUGUCAUGGCCGCGCUCAGAGACAGUCUGAUCCGCCUGCGGCUGCUCUUCGAUUACCCCCCUCCAGCCGUGGCGGGGUGCCGCAUGUGCUGGCUGCUCGUGGACCUGAACGCGUGCCGCGUGGUGGCGGACCUGGAGGGUCUGAUCCGGGACAAGUUCGAGUUCAGCCGCGGCAGCAUCCUCAGCCUGUUCGUGGAGGACUGCUACCUCCCGCACACGGAGAGCAUCCUCGUCGUACGCGACAACGACAGCGUCAGGGUGAAGGUGGACUGUGCGGCUCCGGUGAACGGCUGCAGCAGCUGCGCAGAUCCAGACAGAGUCAAAAGCAGAAAGAGACAGAGGGACGGGGGAGAGGAGGGGAUGCAGGUAGAAGACAAGAAGAAGAAGAAGAAAAAGAAACAUGAGGAGAACGAGGUCGGUAGAAGCAAGCAGGAGACCGCCAUCAGGACGGAAACGCCGGCAGGGAUGAGCAGGAAGAAGAAAAAGAGAAAGAAGGCAGAGACAAGUAACACUCCUGCCCCAAAACCUGCUGCCCCCCCCAGAAAAAUUCCGGCCAGUGCCCCCACACCAGCAGAAAACAAGAAGAAGACGGCACCAGUCCCUCAAGCCAAAACCCAGAGUUCCUCCUCCUCAGACUCCAGCAGCCAGGAGACCGACAGCCGCAAAAGAACUGCUGCCAGGACGGCGCCCCCUAACCCUGCUGCUGCCAGGACGGCACCCCCUAACCCUGCUGCUGCCAGGACGGCGCCCCCUAACCCUGCUGCUGCCAGGAUGGCGCCCCCCACCCCUGCUGCUGCCAAGACGCCCCCAAACACCAAGCCCCCCCAGAAAAACACACAACCUUCCUCUUCUUCGUCCUCAGAAACAGACUCUGAUGACAGCACCCCCAAGUCCAAACGUCCUGGAGCUCCCUCAGUGAUGAAGCAGACAGACGCCCCCCCUCAGGACAAAGGGGCGGAGCCUGCGGACGCUGGCAGUGAAGAAGAGAUCCAGCUGGUCAUCCGACGGCCACAGCUACCCAACAGACAUGCAGACGGCCUCUGGUCAGGGCGAGGCCGCGGCAGGGGGGGGCGUGGAGGUGCAGGGCAAGCGGCAGGGUGGGGCUUCAGGGGGCAGGACAGCAACGAGGGGCCCUCCCCCCAGACCAAUUCCCCAACCGACAUGCCGGCGCUCCUCCAGAACGGAGCAGGAGAUGCCCCCAGACAGGACUACAGCUCCAUGCCCCUGCUGGCCGCUCCUGCACAGGUGGGGCAGAGGAUCGCUUUCAAGCUGCUGGAGCUGACGGAGAACUACACGCCUGAAGUGUCCGAGUAUAAGGAGGCGAAGAUUGUGAGCUUUGACCCGACCACCAAACAGAUCGAGCUUGAACUUCUUCACGCCUCUAAAGCGCCUGUUGAACCGGGAAAGUUUGACCUGGUUUAUCUGAAUCCAGACGGCUCAGAAAGAGUGGAGUACGCCGUCUCCAGAGGGUCAAAGGUGACGGAGCGCUGGGAGUCUCUGCUGGAACCGAGGCUCAUCCUCUGAGUGUGACGCUUACACCCCUGCUUUGGCACAGAAAGGGUUUGGCUUUGACCAAAGCCACAAACGUCCAGAUGAAACUGAGGUCUGGAGCAUACUGGUUUGACGUUUUGUACAGUUGUGUGAUCAUUACGGACCUGCUAAUAAACGUUUUUUUUAAGAAAUGA
This is a messenger RNA of Oryzias melastigma (Indian medaka), 1757 nucleotides long. It is a transcript of the gene coil, whose product is annotated as coilin p80. The coding region runs from base 79 to 1596 and encodes 505 amino acids. Gene Ontology annotation, molecular function: U1 snRNA binding; U2 snRNA binding. The record is from RefSeq and is a predicted model, not a curated record. The transcript is spliced from 7 exons. Gene Ontology annotation, biological process: spliceosomal snRNP assembly. Gene Ontology annotation, cellular component: Cajal body. NCBI's taxonomy places the organism in Eukaryota, Metazoa, Chordata, Actinopteri, Beloniformes, Adrianichthyidae.